This is a messenger RNA of Arabidopsis lyrata subsp. lyrata, 2125 nucleotides long. Its product is annotated as E3 ubiquitin-protein ligase RFWD3. Gene Ontology annotation, biological process: interstrand cross-link repair; protein ubiquitination. The record is from RefSeq and is a predicted model, not a curated record. The coding region runs from base 93 to 1970 and encodes 625 amino acids. Gene Ontology annotation, molecular function: ubiquitin protein ligase activity; protein binding. Gene Ontology annotation, cellular component: nucleus. The transcript has 10 exons. Lineage: Eukaryota; Viridiplantae; Streptophyta; Magnoliopsida; Brassicales; Brassicaceae.
UCCGAGAGUCGUAUCUCUAAUUCUUCGAUACCUCUGCGAAAACUUUUUGGUCUUCUUCUUCUCCUCCGAAUUCUGAUACAGAAACGAACCUAAUGCCGCCUCGCCGGCGUUACCCCUUCAGUGGUCCCGGAGAUAUAAUUGCACGACUUAUUGAAUUUGAGGAUGAAUAUGAAGGCUUUGUAGAAGAAGAUUUUGGGUAUGUCCGCCAUGGAGAAGAAGAAGACGAAGAAGAAGAAGAGGAAGAAGACGAAGAAGAUUCCGAACGCCAAACCAGGGAAUAUAUCGAUGUUGUAGAGUCACCUAUUAGGGUUUCACAGAACGAGAGUGGAGAGAACGAGAAUCAGAUAAGGUCACAAGGUGUUUGCUCAUCGUCUUCAGGAUCGCAGGAGCAUGUCGAAUGGAAACACGGCGACACUGAGGGAUUGUCUUGUUCGAUCUGUAUGGAAGUUUGGACCAGCGGUGGCCAACACCAAGUCUGUUGUCUUCCCUGUGGACACUUGUAUGGAUUUUCCUGCAUCAACAAGUGGUUUCAGCAGCGACGAAGUGGGGGCAAGUGUCCCCUGUGCAACAAAACAUGUAGCUUGAGAGAUGUCCGGAAAAUCUAUGCAUCACGGGUUGCUGCAGUAGAUGAUGAAGCACACAAGAGAAUCGUAUUUUUGGAGGCCAAGUUAAGUUCAAUUGAACAGAAGACUGCGAGUUGGAGUAACAAAGAAGCUCAAUGGAAAAAAAUUGAAGCAGAGCUACGAUUAGAAGUUAAUAAGCUGAAGAAGAAAAUAGCUAAUAUGGAAAGUACGACUAAGGGUGCGCAGAGCCAGUCUAAUGCGGCUUCUCAGGAGAAAUAUAUAUCUGGUCAUAAUAUCUACCAAGAGCAUCAUGGACAGUCACCUUAUUGCAGCUUUAGACAUCAGGGAGAACUGCUAAUUAACGGUGGCCGUAUAUUUGACAUAGAUGGUGGUAGACAAAUAUUAUUAUUGGCCCGUAGGCUCCCAGGCGUUGGUGGAACGUUUGUGCUUACGCAAAUGAGCCUACAUUCGUCGGGUGAGAUUGAUGAUAUUUUGUUGCCUCCUACCACUAGAGCAAUUAAAGAUCUUCACCUUUCCCCUCACAGUAACGGGCUUGCGGUAUUUGGUUCUCUAGGGAAAAAGUUAUCAGUUAUAAGCUUGGAGAGCCACAACACUGUCUUAUCUUAUGAUCUACCGGCUGCACCUUGGUCUUGCUCGUGGGAUCUCAACAGCUCUCACCAUAUUUAUGCUGGACUACAAAAUGGAAUGGUUUUGGUAUUUGACAUGCGUCAAACCACCGGACCUUUUGCAUCGAUGACGGGCGUAACAACCAAUCCAGUUCAUACUAUCCAUCAUCUCUCUGGCAAUUCCACUCCAACUUCUGAUGUUCGUACCCUCUUAUCUGCUUCUUCCAUCGGGCUGUGCCAGUGGAACAUUAGUGGCAGCGAGGGAAGCCCAUCAUUAGUUUCGGAAACGGGAAACCCAGGAAUUUGCAUAUCCUCCUCGUACUGUCCCCGCAGCGAUCAUAUAGUGGCUUCUUAUAGACCGAGAGUUGGAUCAUCUGAUGAUACAGUCCCGACUCAGCCCUCAUUGACUCAAACAGGAGCCAAUAAUAGUAAUAGUAAUGGUGUAGAGGGAUUUCAUGUUUGUCAUAAGAGAAGAGGUGUUGAUUCGUAUUACCAGAAACUUUCCUCCACACAAGCUAUUGUUGAUCCCAUCCGUUUGCCGAGAACAGCGAUUAUAGACUUUGGUGGAGAAAGGAAAGAACUUUUUGCAUCUUGUGACGAGUCCACUCGCAAUCUCAUCUUGCAAGAUCCUUCGACUUUUACCAUCACUCAACUGUUCCCAUUGUCAAGUCAUCUUCCGCUGCAAGAUCUGAAAUACGCUCACGUCAAUGGUUCGGGUCUGCUCGGUCUCUUAACAGAUGAUAGAUUGCAGCUUCUUAGGAAGGAAUCGCCAUUAAGAUGAAAAAAGAUUGAUAGACUUGCAGGGAUGGUGUUUGUUGAAGAGCAAACAUGUAUGUAAAAGCGGCUAACUUGUCUAUCUAUCUAUCUUUUGUAAUCUGGAGAUGCUAUUAGAGUAGCCAUUACUUAAUAAUAUUAUUAUCUUAGUUAUGAAUACCA